This is a messenger RNA of Acanthosepion pharaonis, 1011 nucleotides long. Lineage: Eukaryota; Metazoa; Mollusca; Cephalopoda; Sepiida; Sepiidae. The record is from the annotation of a GenBank genome assembly.
AUGUUUUCGUAUUACUCAAUCCUUUCGCCAUAUCUAUAUCCCGAAAUCUUUCACCCUCCUCCUGCCGUAUUUCGUCUUCACUCCGACCUCCCGCAAUUUUUAUUAUUCCUCUUAUAUGCCACCAUCUUUAGUCUUCAUUCCACUUUCCCCCACCUUAAUCUCUUUUUUUAUUUCUUUGCUUCCAACCGUCAGCCUUUGUCCCCUAUUUUUCUCUUUUCUUUCUUCCAACAUUUUAUUUUUCUCCCCUUACACCACACUUUUCUUCCUUCUUUGUCUCAAUGGCUCUUAAGAUAUAACUACCCCUUUACCAUAUUUUUUCUCUCCUAUCAUCUUUUUUAUUUCCCUUUCAACCCUUUUUUUAUUUCCUUUUCCUUAAUUUCUUCCUUCUUUUUCUUUCUUUCUUUCUUCUAUUCUUUCUUUUACCAUAACUUUCUUUCUUUCUCCUACCCCAACUUCCUCUAUCUUCCCUUUAUAGGUAUUUUUCUAACUUACCUGCGUAUUUUUCUUUUCUCUUUCUUUCAUCUUUUUUUACUUCUCUUUCUUUCCACUUCUCUCAAUACUCACUCACUUUCUUUAGUCUUCAUUUUUUUAACCUACUUACCUUUUCCGUUCUUUUUUUUUUCUCUCCAACCUAACCUUUCUUUCUUUCUUUCUUUUUUUCUUUCAUUCUUUCUUUCUUUCUUUCUUUCUUUUAGAAUUUCCGUGGUAUCUUUUCUUUCUUUCUUUCUUUCAUUCUUUCUUUCUUUCUUUCUUUCUUUUAGAAUUUCCGUGGUAUCUUUUCUUUCUUUCUUUCUUUCUUUCUUUCUUUCUUUCCUUCUUUCUUUCUUUCUUUUAGAAUUUCCAUGGUAUCUUUUCUUUCUUUCUUUCUUUCUUUCUUUCUUUCUUUCUUUCUUUCUUUCUUUCUUUAAUCUCUCCACCCUCCUCUACAGCCACUUUUCUUUCUUUCUUUCUUUCUUUCUUUCUUUCUUUCUUUCUUUCUUUCUUUCUUUCUUUUAUUCAGCAUUUCCCUAG